Juglans regia (Persian walnut) is the source of this 845-nucleotide messenger RNA. RefSeq lists its product as uncharacterized. Bases 218 to 475 code for a protein of 85 amino acids. Lineage: Eukaryota; Viridiplantae; Streptophyta; Magnoliopsida; Fagales; Juglandaceae. The record is from RefSeq and is a predicted model, not a curated record. The transcript has 2 exons.
UACGCGUUUUCCGCAUUCCAGACAUAUCUAUAUUACCCUCCUAAAGCACAAAGCUUUUCGUUCCUUUUCCUUUUCUCUGUUUGAAAUCUCCCCAGUGAAAAAUUACGAAGCUUCUGUCAUAAUCUUCAACCCAUUAAUCUCUCUCUCUCUCUCUCUCUCUCUCUCUCUCUCUCAUCAAACGGCACGGAAGAUUUUCCCUUUCCGGCUUCUGAAAGAAAUGUGUCCCAUGAGGUUCAUCUUGGUGUUUUUCUCGGCAAUGCUAGCUGCAUAUUUUGCAUGGAAGACAGUUCAUUCUUCGCCCCAGACGGACAAGAUUUUAGAGGACAUUACACUUGACAAAACGUCAACGAUAGAUAAACCAGAAUUUAAUCUUAAAAAGACGAUUCAAGAAUGCUUCUGGGUGUUCGUUGACAUGGCCAGCGGGAGGUACCUAUGGAGGAAUCUGAGGAAGAAUGAGCACGUUAAGAGCUGCUAGAACUUUAUCAUGGAACUAAUUUCAGGCUUAUCUCUGUAAUCUAUUAGUACAGCACCAGAGAAAUAUGUCAUUAAUUUUCGGCGGGUGGAGGCUGGGAUAUAAGGACGUAGCACUGUAGACCUCGUACAAUUCUGCAAAUACGAAAAUGUCUUUUUUUUUUUGGUCCUCAAGUGUCGAACUUUAUAUUUUCAAAUGCAUCUUUCGCUUUCGAAGCCUGAAGUCCGUAAUACAAAAACUGGAAAAACCAAAGAUCUAAACAGAAUCCAACAUCUUGAUCCAAAAAGUAUCAGUGUCCAGUCUGCAAUUUCUGCACCUUCUAUUUGUCAAACCAGUUCCUACUGGAUUUUUAUAUCCAAUGGGAGAGGAAAUA